GCCUAGCUUGGCCCAGACCUCGGCCUCAGAGCUUCCCUGUACCUCCCAUAGCAGCAGCAGACCCAAUCAGCUGUCAGCGUUCACUGCAGGGGACUAUGUCCUCAGCUCCAGCCUCUCAGCAUGCUCCCUGCUCCCAGAGGGGGCUGUUGAGCCGAUGCAGAUCGAUGCUGACCCCCAGGAAGACCAGCAGAAUGCUCCAGACACCAACUAUGUGGUGGAAAACCCCACACUGGACCUGGAGCAGUUUGCGUCCAGCUACAGCGGUCUGAUGCGUAUUGAGAGACUGCAGUUCAUAGCACAACAUUGUCCCCAGCUCCGUGCCGAGGCCCUGAAGAUGGCCCUGUCCUUCGUCCAGAGGACCUUCAACGUAGACGUCUACGAGGAGAUCCACCGCAGACUCACCAACGCCAAGCGACAGGUGCAGGGUGUCCCUGACGCGGUGCCUGAUGGGCCGGCGGAGGCCCCUCUCCUGGACACAGCCUGGGCAGAGAGCACCAGGAAAAAGGCCCUUCUCAAACUGGAGAAGCUGGACACUGACCUCAAGAACUACAAGGGAAACUCCAUCAAAGAGAGCAUCAGGCGGGGUCACGAUGACCUUGGGGACCACUAUUUAGACUGUGGAGAUCUCAGCAAUGCCCUGAAGUGUUACAGCCGAGCCCGAGACUACUGCACUAGUGCCAAGCAUGUCAUCAACAUGUGUCUGAACGUCAUCAAGGUUAGCGUUUACCUCCAGAACUGGUCCCAUGUACUUAGCUACGUGAGCAAGGCAGAAUCCACUCCAGAGAUAGCUGAGCAACGAGGAGAGAGAGACAGUCAGAACCAAUCUGUCCUCACCAAACUAAAAUGUGCUGCGGGUUUGGCAGAGCUGGCCUCUAGAAAGUACAAACCGGCCGCUAAGUGCUUCCUCCAGGCUUCAUUUGACCACUGCGACUUCCCAGAGCUCCUGUCCCCCAGUAAUGUAGCGGUGUAUGGAGGGAUGUGUGCUCUGGCCACCUUCGACAGACAGGAACUACAGAAGAACAUCAUCUCAAGCAGCUCCUUUAAGUUGUUUUUAGAGUUGGAGCCCCAGGUGCGUGACAUAAUCUUCAAGUUUUACGAAUCAAAGUACGCAUCCUGUCUGAAACUACUGGAUGAGAUGAAGGAUAACCUUCUAUUGGAUCUGUACCUGGCCCCCCACGUUAGAACACUGUACACACAGAUCAGAAACAGAGCCCUUAUACAGUACUUCAGCCCGUAUGUGUCUGCAGACAUGACUAAGAUGUCCCAGUCCUUCAACACCACAGUGUUAUCCCUGGAGGAUGAACUGACCCAGCUCAUACUGGAGGGACUGAUCAACGCACGUAUAGACUCUCACAGCAAGAUCCUGUAUGCGAGGGACGUGGACCAGAGGGGCCAUACGUUUGAGAAGUCUGUCCAUAUGGGCAAGGAGUUCCAGAGACGAGCCAAAGCCACGAUCCUCAGAGCUGCUGUGCUGCGCAACCAGAUACACGUCAAGUCCCCUCCUAGAGAAGGCAACCAGGGGGAGCUAUCAACAGCCAACAGCCAAACAACCAGGAUGACCAGCACCAUGUGACGGGGACGUCCCUUCAUGACACCAUCGCUGGCACUCUGCUCCCUAUAUAGUGCACUACCCUAUGGGGCCCUGGUCAAAAGUAGGGCGCUAUGUAGGGAAUAGGGUGCCAUUUGGUACACAGACGAUGCCUGGUGCCUCUGAAUGAACAGAGGGAGUGUGGGGUGCCUGUCCACAACAGGCCUCAGGUAGUGCCCUUCUUUUGGCCAAGUCAAAGCUACAACUGCUAAGCUGGAGUCUGGCCAACAGUGGGGAACAUGGUGUCAUUUGAGAAGCAGCCCAUGACAUGGCCACAAUGUCAGCUAAAAAAACACCUGCGUCCCCUCAAACGGCCCCCACCCGUCCCCUCAAACGGGCCCCCCCCUGUCCCCUCAAACGGGCCCCCCCCCCUGUCCCCUCAAACGGCCCCCCUGUCCC
Molecule: messenger RNA, 1987 nt
Organism: Oncorhynchus gorbuscha (pink salmon)
Lineage: Eukaryota; Metazoa; Chordata; Actinopteri; Salmoniformes; Salmonidae
Product: COP9 signalosome complex subunit 1-like
Exons: 14
Coding region: 155-1573 (472 amino acids)
Cellular component (GO): COP9 signalosome
Source: RefSeq, a predicted model, not a curated record